Molecule: messenger RNA, 713 nt
Organism: Cantharellus anzutake
Lineage: Eukaryota; Fungi; Basidiomycota; Agaricomycetes; Cantharellales; Hydnaceae
Exons: 2
Coding region: 181-642 (153 amino acids)
Source: RefSeq, a predicted model, not a curated record
CAUGGGGUGGAUUCAGGUUUAGUGCAUCAGAUUCAAGUUACACCUCAGAGAAUAUCAGGCACUCCUUGCAAUGACAACCUCAUAUUAUGGAAUGCGGUAAUAUUCGGACCAAGUAAACAUUCAAUUCAACGAGUCCUAUCCCAACAAACCCGCCACCGUUGUCAAAUAUGCUCCAUCCGAAUGUCCACGCGAAUGGAGAGCUUUGCUUCAGAAUCGCUGGUCACCUACCUACGAUGUCGCUGCGAUACUAACGAGCAUCCAAAUGUCAUCCUGGCACAACACCAUUUGAGAGCGAUUGAUUACAUGUUCAAACAGUCAGCUCUCCUUCAGCUCCCUCUUAGGGCUCAUGUAAAUAUAUGUGACAAGUUUGGUAGCAAUGCGAUGUGCUCAGUCAGAGUCGACCUCUCCCAAGCCCGCGUCAAGCCGAGUCAGACAGAUGCUAAGUUAAGAGUUGAUUAUGGUGCCAAGGCUAGGAUGUUGGAUCACCAGAACCCCAUAGAUGGUCCGAAGCAACGCCCCGAAAUGACGAUGGAGGAAGCAGACGGAGGGGAUGAGACAUUUCUUGCUUCGAUUUUUUUUUUUUCUGGGUUCUCACAUGAACCAUUGCACCACACUCUGGGGGUUCAGUUUAGGUUUACUUGAAUUCUACCUCAACAUCUUUCAAAAGAGUUUCUCCCGCUUCAGCAAUUUAUUUGCUCCGCAACACGUAACUG